This is a messenger RNA of Ciona intestinalis (vase tunicate), 1141 nucleotides long. Its product is annotated as cilia- and flagella-associated protein 300-like. The record is from RefSeq and is a predicted model, not a curated record. Lineage: Eukaryota; Metazoa; Chordata; Ascidiacea; Phlebobranchia; Cionidae.
UUUUAAGGGAGUUGUUGAUAUAUUUAUUUUAAACAAAAUAGAAAAAGAAACCGAAAUCCCUUGUUUAGUAUGGAAGAAGAAAGCUACAAGUUUACAUAUUUACCUAAAACGUUGCCAACCCUUUGCUCAAAAGAUUUUAAACAAUACUUUGAAAAAUGGUAUUUGAAAGACCGUCUCAGAGCUUGGUGCUUCAGCUUUGAUAAAUCAUUUCAACAUUACAGAAAAGAAAAGUUUGUACAUGAUUUUUUUCAUGAUGAAGUUGUGCUUGCUAAUAUUCAAGCCAUGUCCCCUUCUGGAGCAUGGGGCUACGUUGCUCCUGCAGAUAACGUGGCAAUUGAGGAGUUGAAUAGCACAGUGACUUCAUUAAACUUCUUCGACAAACUGAAAAAUGAAGGAAUUGUUCGGGAAAAUGGGAGCAUUUGCAAAUGCUUUGAUGAAUUUUAUGAAGGAGUUACAAUUUCUGAUGAAUUACGGAAGAUGCUGUUAUUGGAAGACUCUGAUAACUUUGAAUGCUAUAGUGAUGAAGAGCGAAAGGAGUUUAUUUUUAAACUGUUUUUCCACUUUGUCAUUGGUGGGCCAAUCUGUCAGUUUGAAGACAAUAUUCAGCCAUAUCUAGAUGUCACAAAAUCUCUCUACAAAGAUCUGAUAGCGGUACAGCGUGAUGGUGAAACAAAAGAGAUGAUUGUGUUAACAAAGGCAUACAAAGUCAAGACAAUGGAUUCUAAAGGGUGUAUGACGUACCCAGCUGAAGAAGAGCAUGACCAAACAUUUGCCUACCUAACCAUUGAUCCUUUAAAGAGACAAGCUGUAUUGUUAUACCAUGCAUGGGGAAAAAGCUUGUGGUAGAUUUUGAUUUGUAGAUAAAAAUAAUAAUCGCGGUGCUUGCUAUAAAAAUUGCAUACAGAUACAACGCUGCUUUAAGUUAUAUUGUUAAUCUGUUAGCCAAUCAGACACACGGUUUAUCAGCCCAAACAAGUACUCUUUCAAAUUGUUAAAUAACUGUGGCAGAUGAUUUAAAUGGUACAAGACAUCUUGCCAGAGUUUCACUAUGCCUUGGGAAGAUAUGGUCCACAAAUAAACAAGUGCAUUUUUCACCCAUAUAUUGCUCAGUAGAACAGCUGUAUAAAAUAAAUAAAUAAAU